AUGGGUGCUGUACAGCUUAACACCCACAAUGCACUGCUGCUGGCGGCUGUGUUCCUAAGUCUAGCGUCCUUCGCUUCAGCGGGAUUCGGCGGUGGAGAGUGCACCUUCAACACUAAAGGUAGCUGUGAGUACCAGGGUCAAACCUUCGGUAUUGGUGAAAGCUGGAUCACUAAAGAUUGCUACCAGUGUGUGUGUAUGGAACCGUUUGGCGUGGGCUGCUGUGAUCACAAUCCGCAACCAGUAGAUUAUCCAGACUGGUGUGAGGUGAUCCGGAAGCCAGAUUCAUGCUCCAGCGUGGUGGUCAUGAAGGCCAAUCACAAGCUUUCAUGCCUGUUUGAAAAGUGGGGGAAACGGCCAGACGCCUGGAAGUCCGACAACGACCCGAUAUUCUUUAAAUGA
This is a messenger RNA of Trichomycterus rosablanca, 399 nucleotides long. Its product is annotated as prostate-associated microseminoprotein-like. The record is from RefSeq and is a predicted model, not a curated record. Bases 1 to 399 code for a protein of 132 amino acids. The transcript is spliced from 3 exons. NCBI's taxonomy places the organism in Eukaryota, Metazoa, Chordata, Actinopteri, Siluriformes, Trichomycteridae. Gene Ontology annotation, cellular component: cytoplasm.